AUGACUGGCAACCUCACUUCCUGCUCCAUCGCUUACGCCACCACCAAAUAUUUUAAAAUCCCGGUGUACUGCCUGGUGGUGGCCGGCGGGCUGCCCCUCAACUGCUUGGCCCUCUGGGCCUUAAUAUCCCAGAUGAAGAGAUCCGUCGUCCUCUCGGUCUACGUCCUGAACCUGAUCUUGGCCAACCUCCUGCAGAUCUCCACGCUUCCCUUCUGGAUCUACUUCAGUAGCAACGAUCACCUCUGGAAGCUGGGGGCGGAAGCAUGCAUGGUUGUCCGACUGGCCUUCCGCACCAACCUCUACGCCAAGAACAACUUCUUGUGCUUCAUCGCCAUGGAACGUUACUUUGGCCUCAUCCAUCCUCUCAGUUUCCAUAGGCUGCAGACCAUGCAUGGUGCCAUUGCCUUGAGUGUCACUACUUGGAUUGUGGUGGCCGUUUUGUGUGUCAUUGGCAUCUGGCUGGAGACAGAUGACUCAAAGAAUUGGUACGAGAGCUGUCUGGAUGGCACCCAUGUGGUCAAAGGCUAUGCACACUUCAAACUGGCGACCAUGAGCCUCUCCUUGUUUCUACCUUGCCUUCUCAUGGGCUUCUUCUACUUCAGGGUUCUGUUUGAGCUCAGAAAGGUGGAGUCUCUGGAGAAGCGAGCCAAAAAGCAAAUCUAUGGCUUCAUCUCCCUCAUCAUCAUCUCGUUCUUCCUCACCUGCAUUCCUUACCAGGUGACAUCCUAUUACAAGUUCUUCUGGGAACUGCAGCUGAAGGACAGAGAGAUAUGCGCGUUUGAGAGCGACCUCUUCAAUUACACAACCUCAACUUUGUGUCUGACCACCUUGGGCAACAUCUCAGAUCCCCUUCUUUACAUCCUGCUCCUCAAAGACGUUCGAGAAGACCUCAGGGGUCUCCUCAGGUUCAAGGACCAGAAGGCAGGAAUCUCAUACUCAUUAGAAGAACGGAAUCUCCCUCCACGUAACGCCACUGAAGGGGUGCGUGACCACCUUGAGACAUAA
Molecule: messenger RNA, 1005 nt
Organism: Euleptes europaea (tarantolino)
Lineage: Eukaryota; Metazoa; Chordata; Lepidosauria; Squamata; Sphaerodactylidae
Product: G-protein coupled receptor 4-like
Exons: 1
Coding region: 1-1005 (334 amino acids)
Biological process (GO): G protein-coupled receptor signaling pathway
Cellular component (GO): membrane
Molecular function (GO): G protein-coupled receptor activity
Source: RefSeq, a predicted model, not a curated record